Messenger RNA from Colius striatus (speckled mousebird), 2575 nucleotides. RefSeq names its product ring finger protein 114 (gene RNF114). Gene Ontology annotation, biological process: ubiquitin-dependent protein catabolic process; protein polyubiquitination. The record is from RefSeq and is a predicted model, not a curated record. Bases 19 to 696 code for a protein of 225 amino acids. NCBI's taxonomy places the organism in Eukaryota, Metazoa, Chordata, Aves, Coliiformes, Coliidae. The transcript is spliced from 6 exons. Gene Ontology annotation, molecular function: ubiquitin protein ligase activity.
GGGCGCGGCGCUGGGAAGAUGGCGGUGGCCGGCGGCACCGGCGGCUCCUCGCGCUCCCCGGAGCGGCGGCUCGACCCGCUGUCGCGCUUCACCUGCCCCGUGUGCCUGGAGGUGUACGAGAGCCCGGUGCGCGUGCCCUGCGGACACGUCUUUUGCACUCCAUGCCUGCAGGAAUGUCUGAAGCUGAAAAAGCCAGUUUGUGGGGUCUGCCGCAGCACUCUGUCACCUGGCAGCAGAGCCCUGGACUUGGAAAAGCAAAUUGAAACGACCGAAACCACUUGCAAUGGCUGCAAUAAAAAAAUGUAUCUCUCCAAGAUGCGGAGCCACGCGGCUUCCUGUUCAAAGUACCAGAAUUAUAUAAUGGAAGGGGUAAAAGCUGUAACUAAAGAGCCACUUCACAACACCAGGAACUUCCCAAAUCGCUUCACUUUUCCUUGUCCAUAUUGCAGCGAGAAAAACUUUGACCAAGAAGGACUAGUUGAGCACUGCAAAACAUUUCACAGCAUGGAUGCAAAACAAGUGGUUUGCCCAAUUUGUGCCUCAAUGCCAUGGGGAGAUCCAAAUUACAGGAGUGCUAACUUCAUGGAGCACCUCCAAAGACGACAUCGCUUUUCAUAUGAUACUUUUGUGGAUUAUGAUGCUGAUGAAGAUGAUAUGAUGGCACAGGUUUUGAUGCGUUCUUUGCGGGAUAAAUGAACCAACUAGAAGAUUAACUGUAAAACCAAGCUUCCAUGAGGGGGAAAUGCCCAGCAUCCUCCCACUUCUCCCUGUACAUCCCAAGAUGAACUCAGGCAUCCAGAAAUAUGGAACACUUUAAUCCCUGUCUCGGUUUCCAAUCCUGGUUUGAUAUUUCUGUACCACUCAGUCCUUUGUUAACAUGGUCUGUGCCAUUCAACCCUGUCAGCCUUGCUUCACACAAAGCUUAGUUGUAGGUUGAGAUGGAAGAGACAAUUCUGUUUUCCCUAUGCCUAUUUCUUGAUUUCUUUUGCAGUUGUGUUUGUUUAGACUGUCCAAAAACAAAAACAUUCCAAAUGGAAUGGCCUGAACUAGUUAAUAAAUACCUUCCCAGUCUCAUUUACAUAUUUAGAAUGAUAAUAGGAGAGAUGUAUUUGUAGCUGUUUUCCUUUAGUGAGAUCUCUAGGUGCUAACUGUAGUUGUCAAACCAGCUCUCAUUUCAAGUGACUUAUGAUGCCUGUGACUUCAUAAUGUUUCCCAGUGUUUAAAUUCUUAUAGGCAGCCUCUCAGCUCAAUGGAAAACAUGUCUUCAGUAUGAGUCUGCAAACUGCAAGCUUCCUUAGCAAGUCUUUGCACCUGGGUAAGCAGCUAGUUCAAAAUAUUUUAGUUUUCUGCAUGAUUAUUGUUUUCUUACAUACUUUGUCCAUAAUUGGUCUUAGUUAAAAAUCAUUGUUUUUUAAACUAUCUUGGCAAAUAUAAAUUCUGUUUGCUGGGUGUAUGAUUAAAUUGGUGGGUUUGAAACUAGUUUUUUAGUGAUUUUAAGCCUUAUGCUGAUAGGGGAGUUCAGAAGGGGUUUUUUUCAGUACCUCUGCUUUCCAUUUAAACUAAAAUGAUCAUAUAUAUUCCUGGUUUUUCCAUCUCUCAAGGCAAGCUGCUGUGAAAACUUACCAGUAAUUCCUAGCACUUGCAUAGCAUUACAGAUUUUAAUGAGUGCUUUGGUUUCCUGUUCUUCAUUUAAAUGUUACUUAAGUAGCUGAUGCUGUACUUAGAUUGUUUUCCAGAUAAUAUUACUAUGUAUAGUAUGCAGGUAUAGCUUUCAAAGAAACAGUAAAAUGCAACCCAGAAAGCAGGGUGACAAUUCCAGUAUGUGGUGAAGGGAUUCUCUAUAUUCACUUUUACUAGAGAGCUUCACUUUUAGUUGAAUGUUUUCAUCAACUGCACAGUCAAGAUGCUGAGAUCUAAUGAUCCAAGAGAGAACUUGUAAAUCACAGUAGUGUUGAGAUGUUUAGUCUAAUUUAAGCAUGCUGAAUUGGAGCAGUGGACCUGCACCACCACUGAAUUGAGUACUAAGUAAUUUACUUGACCACUGAACUCAAUAUCGUUGCACUCUGCAGACUGCAGCAUAGCCUUACCCUUAAAACAGGGAAACACACCUCAGCUAAAACCUCUUGAUUAAACUUUGUGUCCAGCCAGACUUCUACCAUAUUUCAGUUGAACUUGGUUUUAGUAUGUUUUCCCUGACUUGUGUUGGGCUGUUAUGGAUCUGUAAGGAUCUGCUUGGUGACUGGAAGCUCAGUCUUGAGGGGCGAAAUAAAAGAGAUCUCAUGGUAGUGUGGGAAAAAGUACUGUGUUUGGGGGUGGUUGUUUUUUAAUGUUUGAUCUGCAAAGAGAUUACAAUGCAUAAGUGAUUGGAUGGGGAUUGCUGGGUUCUGGCUAGAAUGCAGUUUGGUGACACCCACUGACCGGAAUCUAGAUUUCUGCUACUGUUCUAAGUGCACUUCCAUGCAAUUCUGAUGAAAUCUUUAAGGAGCAGUUAGAAGCUUCUGAGCAAUUACUUUGUCAUGUUUCUGACUUUUGGAGACAAGUUAGAAAUAAAGUUCAUUUAAUUUAUAAAAUCCCA